AUGCAAGAAGUUUCUUCUAGUUAUUCUGAUGAACCUAAAGCUCAGCAAAUCAUUGCUCAACUACUGGUUUCUCCAUCUACAACUCCAAUUUUCUCUUAUCACCAAGAGAUUCUUAGGUAUAAGUCCAGACUGUACAUUGGAACUGCCAACAAUAGGAACAAGCAUGAAAACACCCUACCUGUUGGCCUCUUACAACUUAUACCUAUUCCUAAUCAAGCAUGGCAACACAUCUCCAUGGAUUUCAUUGAAGGCCUACCAAAGAGUGAGCACAAAGAUGUCAUUUUGGUGGUAUUUGAUAGGCUCACAAAGUACAACCACUUCAUUGCACUUCAACACCCUUACACUGCAAUUACUGUGGAUAAAGCAUUCUUACAUAACAUCUUCAAGCUGCAUGGUUUACCCUCAUCCAUCACUUCUGACAGAGACAAAGUCUUCACAAGUAACUUCUGCUUUCCUACUAACAUCACUACUUCUGUGGCUGCUGUUGAGGAGUAUCUUGCACACAGGAAAGCUAUGCUUGACAUUCUUAAAGACUCAUUAUCUGUUGCUCAAGCAAGGAUGAAGUUUUUUGCAGAUCAAAACAGAACUGACAGAUCUUUUAAAGUGGGAGAUUCAGUCUACCUGAAGUUACAGCCAUACAUACAAGUCUCUGUCUCCCUUAGGAAGAACUUCAAGUUGUCAGCUAAGUACUAUGGUCCUUUUACUGUAAUUGCUAAAGUAGGCAACUUAGAUUAUAAACUAAAACUUCUACCAGAGGCCAGAGUGCACCCUGUGUUCCAUGUUUCACAGCUCAAGAAGAAGAUUGGUUUUACUUAUGUACCUUCUCCUACAUUGCCACUGGUUGAUCAUGCAGGCCAAGUCAUCAUCACUCCUAUUUUUGCCCUAAGUUACAGAACCAUUACAAGGGGAGAUCACACUGUUCAACAGGUCCUCAUUCAUUGGUUUGAUGCCAUAGCUGAGGAAGCUACAUGGGAAGAUAUUGCUACUAUCCAAGCUCAUUUUCCAGCUUUUGUCCUUGAGGACAAGGACAAUUUGGAGGGAUAG
Molecule: messenger RNA, 1044 nt
Organism: Papaver somniferum (opium poppy)
Lineage: Eukaryota; Viridiplantae; Streptophyta; Magnoliopsida; Ranunculales; Papaveraceae
Exons: 3
Coding region: 1-1044 (347 amino acids)
Biological process (GO): DNA integration
Molecular function (GO): nucleic acid binding
Source: RefSeq, a predicted model, not a curated record